CCUCCAUCAGCUGUCGUUGUCUGGUAAAAAACUGAUCGCACAUAAUCUGGAUAUCUGGCGAUUAAGAUAGUCCGCUUUAUUCAGCAAUAUAAAAAAACACGUAGCGAUAUCGUUUUGGACUUUUGGUGGUUGAUAUUUAUCGUUUGCUGAAGAUUUUUCUGGAGUUUCCCGGUUUUUGGGAGAGAAAUGCCCAAAAUUAUUUCACGUAGCGUGGUUUGUACAGACACAAAGGACCAAGAGACUUAUGGCGAUGCAAAGCCACUUCAUACAUAUUAUUGCUUAUGCGGACAGAUGGUUUUAAUCCUGGACUGUGCCAUUGAAAAAUUACCGCUGCGGAGGCGCGAUAAAGCGAGAGUAAUCGACAAGAAAAAACAUGCUUAUCGUCUUAAUAACGUUGAAGAAGACGAAACGAUAUUCUUGAAAUGGGCUGACGGAAUCGAAAAACAAUUCAGACAAAAAUGCAAACGAUGUAGUUUGCCGUUGUUGUAUCGCCACACAGAAGAAACAAAAGAUGCGAUUUUUAUAUUCUAUGGCGUCUGGUCCGAAGGAGAUAGCGUUUUUAAAAUGAAUAUAAACAGCAAACCGAAGUCAGCUCCUAAGAAAGUCACAUUAAUAAAACGAACAAAAGACAUGGGAAAAUUCAGUUCCGUUACUGUCUCGACAAUUGACGAUGAAGAGGAUGCGUUGGAGGCUCGCGAAAUUGCCGAUAGUUAUGCAGCGAAUGCUAAAGUUAUUGAGCGGCAAUUGGAAAGAAAAGGAAUGGCAAAAAGGAAAAAUAAUCCUGGUGAAGGGGGAGCUGGUUUGUCUAAGAAAGUAAAGGGAACUUUGAUUGAUGGUUUGGGCUGAGAAUUUAAACUAUGCCGAUGUAUUUGGAAAAUUCAUGAAACUUUUGAAAGCGAAGAUUUUUUCAU
This is a messenger RNA of Styela clava, 911 nucleotides long. RefSeq names its product STING ER exit protein-like. NCBI's taxonomy places the organism in Eukaryota, Metazoa, Chordata, Ascidiacea, Stolidobranchia, Styelidae. The record is from RefSeq and is a predicted model, not a curated record. Gene Ontology annotation, biological process: endoplasmic reticulum membrane organization; endoplasmic reticulum to Golgi vesicle-mediated transport.